AUGUCCUCCGUCAAAGACUCCCCCGACCCCGGUGACCAACCCAACCCAGCACGACAGGCCAUGGCCGCCAAUGCCUACUUGACCCAAGCAGAAUCUAUCGUCAAGGUCCUUCAGAAGAUGAUCGCAAAGCGGCCUGUAUAUAUCGACCCAUCCCUCUACAUCUGCGGUCACGUUGUCCAGAUGACAAUGGCUGUGCCUACUAUCACAGUCUCUUCUCCCAAGGCCACCUCCGGAUCUCCCAUGACCCGGGCUGUCACAACCCCCAUCGAGCGCAACAUCCAGAAACUCAUGGUAUCUUCUUCGCGCCUAACUAUCACGACACGUUCAGCAACCUGCGCCUAUCAAAACCGGCGAUGA
Fusarium musae is the source of this 357-nucleotide messenger RNA. RefSeq lists its product as uncharacterized. The transcript is spliced from 2 exons. NCBI's taxonomy places the organism in Eukaryota, Fungi, Ascomycota, Sordariomycetes, Hypocreales, Nectriaceae. Bases 1 to 357 code for a protein of 118 amino acids. The record is from RefSeq and is a predicted model, not a curated record.